GCAAAGCAAAUUUAUCAUUAUUCAAAGUAAGUGGGACACCUGUAACUUACUUAGGAUGGUGACCAUCAUAUACUUUUUCUAUAAAAUUAUCUUUCAGCUUAUUAAUCUUUUCUUUUGCUUUCUUUAUAUUUGCUGUUAUACUCAUCUGUGGAGCUCUUUAUUUCAUUUAUUCUAUUUUCAGUUCUAUUUGACUUACAGAUUCCAGUUCUCUGGUGUAAUUCUUGUCAUCUAUUUUUUAUAAUAAUCACAAUUACUUUAAAGUCUGUGUCAAAAAGCUCCAAUAUCUGGGUUAUGUGUGGGUUUGUUUCCUAGUAGUUGACUAGUAAAUUUUGAAUGAAUGCUGGACGUUACGUAUAGAAGAUUGUGGAUCUUGUGCCUCUUCCUCUGGAGAGGAUUCCAGAAGGUAUUCUGGCAGGCAGCAGAGGGGAACGUUAUUUUACUUCAAUCAGGACCGAGUGGAUGCAAGUCUAGUCUUUGUAAGACUCCAUCUCCUAGUUUCCUCCCAUUCCUAAAAAGUAGUUUUCCAGGGAUACUGUCUGCUGGGGUGUUUCUCUCGUCUUUUGAGCUUUGCUCUGUUUUUAGCCACAUUAUGCUUGGAAAAUUAGCAUCUUGCCCUAAACAUCUUACUGUGCAAAUACCUUGAAUGAAAAGUCAGUGCUGAGUGUCAGGCUUACUUCUCUGUCCCUUCUUUCUGGGAUCUUGGGCUCCCAAUUCCUGGCAGCCUCGCCAGCUCCAAACACUAUUCCCUUGUCUCCCUAGUUCCCUUGUCUCCCUAGCUAAAGCUCUGCUGGUGUCCUUUCUUGUGUUCCUCUCUUGGGCUUCUCAGCCCCUUUACACCAAUAAUCAGCAAAAGCAUGGAAUUCUUGGCUGCCUUGGAAGCUGUCUGAUGCCUUGUAACAGGUGUGUGUGUGUGUGUGUGUGUGUGUGUGUGUGUAAGUAAAAUGUGCUUUUCUAGUUAUACUGGGAGGCAGAAGUCUCUGUGUACUUCUUUUUAACCGUUCAAUGAAACAAAUAAUCAUUGCCAUCAUGUCGGUUUAGAUGAUUCAUUUAGAUAUUCUGCCUCCUAGGGAAUCCAGCACUGAGGUUUCUUGAUCUUUUAAAUAACUUGUGGGAGGAGACAGGUGGUUUUUAUGUUCCAAAUAAUUCUUAAUUCUUGUUUUAAAAAGACCCAAAAAAGGGAGUGUGUCCUCUGCCCAGAAUUAGCUGCCUAUGAAUAAUUGUUUUCAUCAUUUAGGAUUUUGCAGUUUCCAGGAUGUUUUUUACCUACCAUAUUCAUUUCACAAAUAGAUGUUAUGUACCUUUUAUGUCUCUGCUUUAUAGAUGAGGAAGCCAAGAAACACACUGAGUCAAUGCCUAAAAAUCACAGGCUAAUUAUUGACAGGAAUGACUAAAAUCAGGCUCCCAGACCACUAGUCCUGUCUGAUACAUUAACGUGACCUCCGUCCAUCAUGGUAUGUGAAGUAUUUCCUAGAAGCUGUACCCACACUCCUAAGUUUAACUUUACAAUAUUGCUCAAUUUCAUUACCUGUAAUAACUUCUUAUUCAGGCUAUUUUCAGUGAUCGGGGGAAUUAAUUUGUACUCUGAGAUGCAGCCCUAAAUGCACAUGAGCAGGUGCACAGGCGACAUACACCCUCAGCCUUCCUAUUCACUCUGAGUAGGAAGGAACUGUGGAAAUAUAAUUCCUGCGUCCAGAUCACUGCUGCACACACACUCUCAAACAUUCUGGUGUGGUUGUCUUAUUCUAAAAAUAGUGUUUGCACCCAGACAGAUGACCUGAAAAACACAUGGCCUCCGUUUCACAGGACGUUAUAGCUGUGGACUCUUAAAUAACUCCUGGCAUCAAAGUUAAAAAUAAUCGCUUUGCCCCGAUAGCCUUCACUCACUUGCAGGAAUGUUUUUACUUACCUGUUGGCUCUUGCUCUGUUCACGAGACACUCACGUGGAAUGUGCCUACUUACAUUUUUCAACCCCCUUAUUUAGGGGCGUUCCAGCCUCACUGCUGUAUGACCAGAGGCUGUGAAGCUGCAGCUGUCAGGGUUAGUUCUCUGUGAGGACUCGCUGUCAGUGUGUACAGUAGUAAACUGCAUGCUUUGGUGCUCGCCUUUCAGGCACCAUCAGAGGUCUCAUCAGCAAAGCAAAAGUUGUGGAUGAUACUUUUUAACCUUCUAGAAACUCAGCUAACUCAUAUAUAUAGGUAUGUCCAGACUUAACAUUUAAUAAAUGUUGACCUUCAGGUAGGCAUGUGUCAUAAAGCCUGCUUUCUUUAAUGGAAGAGAAACUAAAUUGGGAACAAAAUGGGUGACCACUUGGGCUACUGUUUAGCCAUGUAACCUUUGAUUUUUCUCGUUUGUAAACUGUAGGGAAAAUAAUUUGUCUCCUAAUUUACUGAGCAUAUUGUAAAGAAAAACGUGUUGAUUAUGAAAUGUGUUUUGGGAGCCUUAGAAGAAAGGAAUGAAUAUAAAUUCAUGGUAGUACAGUGAUUAUUAAAUGAUUCAAAACCUGAUACCUAGAACGUCAAAUUGUUGUUUUCCAAAGUUGGAAUUACAGCUUGUUUAAGCUUAUUCACAUGAUAUGCUCUGCUUGAGAGGCAUAAAAUACUUGAAUUUCUUUAAUUUUAAAUGUGUUUGCUGAGAUUGUAUGGAUUUCUCUUUAAAGAAGAAGCUACUUAAAAAAACCAUCUGGUGGUUGGGCUCUUUGCCCCUGGGUACAUGCUGAUGACCACGGAUGAGAGGGACUCUGCAUCUAUUACUAUGUAGGAAGCUUUGUUUUAGAUUAAUGCUAUGGUUUUCACUACACUGAAUGAAACCCAUUCUCUCCCAAUGUUUUAAUCGCCUCUUAAGUUUUAGGAUCGCUCUCUGACUAGUCAGUAUAAAGAUGAUGCCUUGCUUCAUGAUAGCUGAGGUGGUCUCUGGUGAAGAACAUGUUUUCUUUUUCCAGGAGCUUCUAAAAUUUCUGACCCUGAAUUUUGGUUGUACUAGAUAGAUUGCAUUUCAGUGCACUCUUUUUAAAAUCAUGAUUUAUUAAUAAGAUAUUUUAAUAUAAUUUUCUCUGCUGUAUUUGAUGUUAAACUUUAUUAGGUAAAUAUGAAAGCACUUAACACACAUUUUGAAUUAAUUAUUACCAUUUGAUAUUUUAAUGUAUUAUUUGCCUAGUUUUCAAGAAAUGAUCAAGAAAGCAUCAAUAUAUAGCCAUCCCUUAGUUCAUCGCUUAAUGGAUCUCAAAGCUAAAAAAGAGAACAGAGAAGCCGAUGAUGACAGGAAAGUGGUUGCAGAGAUCAUGCGGAGGUGUUUUGUUCCAACUUUAGUAACAGCCAUCUCCUGGGAGGGAUUUCAUUUCGUUGGUCAUGAGAUUCGGAUUACUGAAGCCAUGGAUUGUUACGGUGCUAUUGUUUGGCCAUCGGCCCUUGUUCUAUGCUAUUUUCUGGAAACAAAUGUAAAGCAGUAUAACAUGGUUGACAAAAAUGUGAUUGAAAUUGGAGCUGGAACAGGGUUAGUCUCCAUCGUGGCGAGUUUACUUGGUGCACACGUGACUGCCACAGAUUUACCUGAGUUACUUGGAAACCUGCAAUAUAAUAUUUCCCAAAACACCAAAAUGAAAUGUAAGCAUUUGCCUCAGGUUAAAGAGCUCUCCUGGGGUGUAGCUUUAGACAAGAACUUUCCCAAGGCUUCCAGCAACUUUGACUACAUCCUGGCGGCCGAUGUUGUCUAUGCUCAUCCAUUUCUGGAAGAACUCCUCAUUACCUUUGACCAUCUGUGCAAAGAAACCACCGUCAUCCUCUGGGUCAUGAAAUUCAGGUUGGAGAAGGAAAAUAAAUUUGUAGAUAGAUUUAAGGAGUUGUUUAACCUGGAGGAGAUUUCCAGUUUCCCUAGCCUGAAUAUUAAAUUGUAUAAAGCUAUGAAGAAAAAUUGGAGGAGUGCAUGAUAUCCUCAGAGGAGGACUUGGAAAGGGAAGGCAAUUUCUAGUGAUUAUUAUUGCUUUAACAAAGAACCUGGAUGAUCUGAUAUAGCUGACUUUCCCAAGGGGACACACACACACGCACACACACACGCACACGCACACACACACACACACACGUGCACACGCACCUUGCCCCAGACAGGGAUUUUCCCAGAUAUAGCACACAGGUGUAUAGGAUGGCAAAGCCAUUCUGUGUGGUAAUUGGUUAGGACAAUGUCUGCUUUCCUUAUCUUUCUAUAGUACCAUUUAUAAUUAUUAUCGUCUUAAUAAAUGGUGCAGUUAUUGUUAAUGUAUAACUGUAGAAUGAUGGUUAAUAAUAGUAUGUCUAAAAUGUUUUAAACAUAAGCUUAUGUGAUUCUCUCUUUAGAAAUAAUGAAACGGACUAUAGUGGGCUCUACAAAUAAAUCUGACUAGGCAGACAGAGAAGGUAAUGGUCAAUGUUAGAUUAUUGUGGCUUCAUUAGUGCCAGCUUACUGGUGGUCUGUCUUCUCUGCUUGGCAGGGUGGGUCUCCAGCACACCCUCUGAAAUCAGUCAAGCUGGUGGAUUCGAGGUUACAGGCAAGGACAUUUCACUCCAGUAAAUGAAAAAUGAAUGGAAGAAAACAUAAAAUCAGUUGAGAUUUUGGAGGAGCCAUUGUUUUAUUUUUAGGCCAAGUACAGUUAUUCUGCAUCACAGAAAGAGAAAUAAAUAUAAAAACUUUUCAUGUGUAUAAAAAUACACAUGAAAAGAUUUCAGUCUCUAAUCUCAACCAGACAUAUGGCUGGUUUUAAAGUUUAAAGCUCUUCUGAUAAACAUAUAGAGACCUAGAUAUUUGAAAUCCUAUGUGCUUUUUUUUUUUCCACAAGGACCUUAGAGAUUAGAAUAAAGUCUGAAGUAAGUAAAGUCAGUGCAAGAAGAGCAAAAUAUUAGGAUUUUGUACCACGUAAGAAGUCUAGCAGUUGGUAACUCUUCUGGGUUCUCGGUGAUGUUGGCUAGGCAGGCUCUGUGCCCUUGGGGUGGUACUUGCCCAGCCCUUUCUGCUUUGCUGGAAGUUCUCAGUCUACUCAGGGUUGAACAGAGCUGAAAAGUUUAUUUCCUAGGACUCUGACCUUAAGCCAGGAUGCAAAUGUACUCUCAGUGGGUUUUUUGGUAUGCACGGUUCCUGGGGCCAUCUCUCAAUAAUUACCAGUAUUUAUACGCCCCUUUAUAGUUUUCACAGCCUGCUGUGUACAUAAAGUCAGCUAAUCCUCACAAGCAUUCUAAGAGUCUAUGUAAUAUCAGUAUCCCCACUGCACAGGUAAAGGAGCCGAGGCCACCAGGGGUGGAGCCACACAGCUGCAGAGUGGCAGCGCUAGGCACUCAGGCCCAGGUCUGAGUCCAGAGCCCGUGUUUUUUUUUUUUUUUUAACCAUUGCUCUGCCUUUAUGUAUUUAAAACAGUAAUUUUCCAACUCUUUUGUAAGUGAGUGAAGUCAUUUCUUUCAAGUGAAAUCAGUACCUGGAAAGGUAAGCAAAUGCAUCAGGAGAAGAUGAGAAUCUUUUUCUCUGGUGUCAGGGAGGCUUAUUUAGAAGGUGACAUUUAAGCGAAGCUGGAAGGAGGUGAGGGAAGCAGCAGUGCAGGUAUUUGGGGAGGUGUGUCCCAGGCAGAAGGAACAUCUCUGCCAGGACCUUAAAGCCGGAGCCCACCGGUCCUCAGGAGGAAACAUCGGAGGCCAGUGAGCUCGGAGCAGGGCGAGCGGGGAGGCUAGGAAGCUUCAGUAUCGGCGGCGGGACGGGGCCUUCGUGGCAGGCUGGGUUCUCCGGAAGCAGGCCAGGAGGCGGCAUUUGAUGUGCAGGCCAUUUUUAGGGAGUGUCGUGGGGAUCAAGACCUGUGGAAGGGGCAGAAGGAAGCGGGGCAAAGGUGGAGCUGCCGUCCACGGCCUCAGCCGACCCACCCCCAUGGGGCUCUGGACCUGGGUGUGGGGACGGGGGGCGCUGAGACUGCUGAGCCUUGAUAACCCGUGUCGCUCAGUCACCGGACGCGGGUGGCCCGGGAAGGCUGUGACCUUGGGCGAGGUGACUUACGCCGGGGGUGGGGUGAGGCGAUGCCCGCGGACGUUGACAGCCCAGGGCCGCUGGCCAGCAGCGCUGCCCGCGUGGAGGCGAUGAGUCCUCCUGAGGGGUCUGCGCAGCACAUCAGGGCAGCCGCAACCUCAAGGCCAUUGCGAGGACCUUGGCUCUUACUCCGGUGAAGCGGAGGAUCGCGGGAUGGUUUGGAGUAGAGGAGUGAAGCAGUUACCCCUCCGUGUAAGGACCACUCCGGCUGAUGUUCCUAGGAUACUACGCAGGGCGGAGGGACCAGCGGGGAGGCUGUGGUGAGCAUGGCAGCCCGGGCCCCGGCGGGGACUGUGCCCGGAGGUGGCGAGAAGGGGUCGUUUCUAGAAGAGUCUGGAAGCUAAUGCCCACCGACCUUCUCUCCAUGUUGAGUAUGAGUGUGAGGCUGACUCGGGAGUAUUUGGUCCGAGCUGCUGGACAUCACAGAACAAAGAACAUCAGAGUCAUCGGCUGAGAGGUCGUUUGCACAGCUCACGCGGGGAGCAAAAGAGUGAAGAGGGGCUGGAACGAGGACUGAGCCCCCAGGUGGCCGCGCUGAGGUCAGACACAGCUAGACCCGAGGUAUGUUUUCGAGGCUCUGCCCUCCUUCCCCCAAAUUAUAUUCGGGUCUGUUGACUCUGAAAGAAUUUACUGCCACUGUGGUUUUUGAGCUGGCCAGCAGAGUCUCAAGGUUCCGAGAAACUGUCUCAGAGGCUUCUAGGAGGGUUUUAGGUGAAACAGCAUGAAUCUUGGGGUAACAAAUGAAAAAAAUGGCUCCUCUGCUAAAAAAAGGUUGUAUAUCACUACUAAGCUAUUUUUAGUUAGACUAAAGUGUCCUUCUUUCAAAGACUGUGUUAGAACCAAGCCAGCCGUGUGGUUCUUAACAGUUCCUCUUUCUCCAAGUGUCAAUCUGUCAAACACAAUGCUCAACACCCAUUGUUUUAUUCUGUUUUAUAGCAUUCCCUUGCAAAUUGGAGCACCCACCCACAUACCCUGUGUCUCUCCUGCUUCACUCCAUUCUGCGUGUUUGUCUACUUUUAUCUUUGUGCUAUCUUUUCUCCACACUUUUCUAGAUUCAAUUUUACAAUAAUUGAAUUCCAAAAGAUGUAAUUUGAGUAGCUUUUUUCUAUCUUACAGUUUUUUUUUUUAAUGGCUAGGAAUUGAUGUGUUAACUUUAACCCAAGAGAAUUUACUGUGAAUUUUGCCUUUGCUCCCCUUCCUUCCUCCCUCCUUCCC
Messenger RNA from Delphinapterus leucas (beluga whale), 7245 nucleotides. Its product is annotated as methyltransferase-like protein 21E. Lineage: Eukaryota; Metazoa; Chordata; Mammalia; Artiodactyla; Monodontidae. The record is from RefSeq and is a predicted model, not a curated record.